ACCUUGAUCGAUGUUCGAAUACUCUGAAUGCUACAUCGCUACCAAAGCAAGCCUCUGCCAAGUGCUGGCUACUGACGAGACACCUCCUUUGCCCGUCUCGCAACCCGGAAUCGCUGUUUCCGUCUGCGAUUCCGUACCAGAUGUCGCUACAGAUCAUACGUGGCUUCCGUGUCUCUCUUUCUGUUUUAAUACUAUGAUGUCACCAGCUUGCUAUCCUUCACUGCUGCCGUUCAUCGGGUUGGUGUACACUUCCUCCUCCACGAGCGAUGGCCACUGCCACUAGUCUGCCCAUCCCGCCGCAUUUUCGCCGCCAUCACCAGGCACAUGCAUGAUGUUGUCGAUGAUUAUGCCAUCAGCUUGACCGGUUGCAUUGCUUGAUGGAUGCUGCCAAUCGGCUGGCUCAGGCGCAUGUGUAAAGUUCUGAGCCUCAGCCAAGCAGAACUCGUCCUCGUGUGCAGCGUCGGAUAAGCCGUCUAGUACUUCACAACCAUUCUGGGCAACACCGUACACGCUGCUGCUCGCGUCGUUCCCCUUCUAGCGUACUUUCCAUGCGCCGGUAAUAUAUUGGGCUUCAUCAUCGCCCCAAGCAUAGGUGCUAUUGACAGGGCCAGUCACAUCACUGAUCGAGCCGCUGCUGUUGGAG
This is a messenger RNA of Baudoinia panamericana UAMH 10762, 643 nucleotides long. RefSeq lists its product as uncharacterized. Lineage: Eukaryota; Fungi; Ascomycota; Dothideomycetes; Mycosphaerellales; Teratosphaeriaceae. The coding region runs from base 11 to 283 and encodes 90 amino acids. The transcript has a single exon. The record is from RefSeq and is a predicted model, not a curated record.